Messenger RNA from Triticum aestivum (bread wheat), 1098 nucleotides. RefSeq names its product 2-oxoglutarate-dependent dioxygenase 11-like. The coding region runs from base 1 to 1098 and encodes 365 amino acids. Lineage: Eukaryota; Viridiplantae; Streptophyta; Magnoliopsida; Poales; Poaceae. The transcript has 5 exons. The record is from RefSeq and is a predicted model, not a curated record.
AUGGAGGUGGAGGCGUUGGAUGGCAGCGACGGCGACAGCAGGUGGUCUAAGCUGGGAACGACGCUUCCUGUCAGGAACGUCCAGGCCCUGGCGGCGGUCGCUGCCGGCGAGCUGACGGGAGACGCGAUCGAACGGUACAUCCAGCCGGACAUCGACGCCGAUGCGGUCAUCCCCACGCACUCCGACGAGGUUCCGGUGAUCGACCUCGGCAAGCUCACGGGCGCUGAGUCCAUGGAAGCAGAGACCGCCAAGCUCAGAUUUGCCUGCGAGGAGUGGGGCUUCUUUCAGGUAGUGUCACUGAAGUCGCCAGAUGCUGUAUGUUGUUUACCUGGUGGUUCUGAAACUAUUUUUCUUCGGCGGUCAACUUUUGCUUUUUUUCUUCGUGAAAAUUUAUAUACUAGUGCAAAACUUGUAAAUCAUGGAGUACCAGAUGAGAUCAUCCUGGCUAUAAGGCGUGACAUUGAAAAGUUCUUUCAGCUCCCCCUGGACGUGAAGAAUGCUUACGCUCAACGCCAAGGAGAUCUUCAAGGUUAUGGCCAAGCCUUUAUUCUCUCCCAUGAUCAAAAGCUAGAUUGGGCUGACAUGUUUGGGCUCUACACACAGCCACCUCAGGCCCGUGAUAUGAGUUUCUGGCCGAGUCAACCUCCUAUGUUCAGGAUGAACUACUACCCGCCAUGCACGUCGAUGCCCGAAAAGGUUUUAGGCUUGUCUCCACAUUCAGAUGGAUCUUUCCUAACUAUCCUACUAGAAGUUAAUUCAGUUCAAGGCCUACAAAUUAGGAGACGUGGUGCAUGGCUCCCAGUGAAACCACUGGCCAAUGCAUUGUUGCUGAAUGUGGGUGACCUUCUCGAGAUUAUGACGAAUGGGAAGUACAAGAGCAUUGAGCAUAGGGUCACUAUAAAUGCCCAUCAGGAACGAUUAUCCAUAUCAGCGUUUCAUGUCCCAAAGUAUGAUGGAAUAGUUUCCCCACUUCUGGGAACUACGGAAGAGAAGGUGUUAUACAAGACAACAAAAGUGGAAGAGUAUUCAAGACUUUAUUUGUCAAAGAAACUACACGGAAAGAGGACCCUGGAUCAUGCGAAGCUAUCCCAGACAUAA